AUGCCUGCCCCUUCAGAACAGUGCAAAGAUUCCUGCAAGGAAGCUGACUGCUGCAAAGACAACAACUGCGAGACUUCUUGCAAGGAUUGCUCUACCGAAGAAUUCCUGCCAAAGAACCAAAUAGAACAAAUUCUACCACCAAAGACUAAAGCUAGUCCACCAAAAAGCAAACAAGAACCGCAAGCCUUGGGAUGUCCAGAAGACUGUCCAUGCAAGAUGAAUGUCCAAAAACCACAAAAGCGCCCUCUGCAAUUACUGUUCAACUUAAUAGGAAUUAUUGUGGCAAUAGGAGGCAAACGAGCAAACUGCUCACCAGAUGUAAGUGAUUGGCGCCGCCCAUGGACAUCUGAGCUACCAGAGAAGUCACAGGCACUACGGUUACCGUCAGAGUGGUACUCGUUGCCAGAGUCUGUAUUCCCCAAAGAGAACCUCAAGUCAGUCUUCUAUACGGCGCGUAGCGUUCCGCGGGCGACUCAAAGAGCCAAUAGACCACCACAGACGGGGCCCUAUAGGGCUGAUGUUCAGCCGGGGUUGCGGGGUAAGAGCAAUGAGGCACCGCCACCUCGUCCCCGAGCAGGUGAAGGAACAGGGGACACGUGUGGUGGCGGGGCGGCCGCGUGCGGGGCCAACUGCACCUGCGGCCCCAACUGCGCGUGUGGAGAUGGCAAGCCGUCUGGCGGCAAGCCAUGCUGUCAGGGAGGCGGCAAGAAGUAA
Molecule: messenger RNA, 714 nt
Organism: Spodoptera exigua (beet armyworm)
Lineage: Eukaryota; Metazoa; Arthropoda; Insecta; Lepidoptera; Noctuidae
Source: the annotation of a GenBank genome assembly